This is a messenger RNA of Venustampulla echinocandica, 1323 nucleotides long. RefSeq names its product Glycoside hydrolase family 28 protein. The coding region runs from base 1 to 1323 and encodes 440 amino acids. The transcript has 8 exons. NCBI's taxonomy places the organism in Eukaryota, Fungi, Ascomycota, Leotiomycetes, Helotiales, Pleuroascaceae. Gene Ontology annotation, molecular function: polygalacturonase activity. The record is from RefSeq and is a predicted model, not a curated record. Gene Ontology annotation, biological process: carbohydrate metabolic process.
AUGAAACUGAGUUCCUUCUCAUAUAUUGCGGCGCUCCUGCUGCCAUCAUUAGUGGCUGCACAGUUAUCAGGUCCUGUAGGCCCAACGACAACGAGAGACUCAAAAAGAAACAAGGUGUGCAAUGUUCUAAACUAUGGGGGGAUUGCCAGCAAGACUUCAGAUAUUGGACCUGCGAUCCAAUCUGCCUAUGCAGCCUGCAAAUCUGGUGGCACCGUCUAUGUACCACCUGGUGACUAUGGAAUGAGCACUUGGGUCAGUAUGAGUGGAGGCACAGGGUGGGCUUUCCAGCUUGAUGGUGUUAUUUACAGAACAGGAACGGCUGGAGGCAAUAUGAUUGUUGUUGAUAAAGCUACCGACUUCGAAUUUUACAGCAGUACAUCGAAAGGGGCUAUCCAAGGCAACGGGUAUAUUUUCCACGCAGACAACAAAUAUGGUCCUCGCAUUAUCCGAUUUGUUCAGACGAAGAACUUUUCUAUACAUGAUGUGAUACUCGUAGAUGCUCCCGCUUUCCACUUUGUCAUGGAUACUUGCAGCAAUGGCGAAGUAUACAACAUGAUUAUCCGAGGUGGCAAUCGAGGUGGCCUGGAUGGAAUAGACAUCUGGGGGAGUAACAUCCACGUGCACGAUGUUGAAGUAUCAAACAAGGACGAAUGUGUCGACAUCAAAAGCCCCUCAAGCAAUAUGCUCAUCGAAAAUAUUAACUGCAACUGGAGCGGGGGUUGUGCGAUAGGUUCACUUGGAGAGAAUGCUGCCAUCUCCAACAUUAUCUACCGCAACAUCUACACUUGGCAAUCCAACCAGAUGUUUAUGCUCAAAUCCAAUGGUGGGAGUGGGUCAGUGACCAAUUGCCAAUUCCUCAACUUCAUUGGCCACAGUAACGCUUAUAGCCUCAAUCUGAAUGCGUACUGGUCCUCACAAACAGUGGCAGCUGGCUCUGGCGUUGCCUAUAAGAACCUCACAUUUUCCAAUUGGAAGGGGACCUGCGCCAACGGCGCCCAACGCGCUCCAAUUCAAGUCCUCUGUCCCAGCGCCGUUCCGUGCACGGAUAUCACAAUCAAAGACUUUGCAAUGUGGACAGAGACUGGGAGCACGGCGCUAUAUAAAUGCGAGAAUGCAUUUGGAAAUGGAGCAUGUCUGGGUACUGGAAAAGUGGGAGCGUAUGCAAGUACAAUAACGAUUAAGAGUCAACCGACCGGGUACUCGGCUCCACCGAUGCCAAAUCGUUUAAGCACACUGGCCAUUACAGCUAGCGUUCCCAUCCCAACGAUUCCAACUACGUUUUUCCCGGCCGCCAAACCAGCAAGCACCCUACUCGGACGUUGA